CGGUACUUUACGUAACGCUGCGCCGCCAUAUCGGGCAGCCGACGCUGUAACAACGCUGUGGGGACCAUGGGCUACCUGAUCGAGGAAGACCUUUGCACGGUGUCCACCACAGAAACGGUGCAAAAGCAUCGGGCGGCGCCCACGUCGUCGGGCCGGACGUGUGUCGUCGUUGAUUGCGAGCUCGCGAAUUGCCUCGGCGACCUCUGGGCCAUCGCCUAUCUGCUGAGCGCACCCAACGUGGACCUACGCUACGUGCUAGCCACGGGCGGCGACACGAGAGCCAAGCUACGAGUUAUCAGCAAGUUUCUGGCGCAUUGCGGCCGGGCGGAUGUUGAGGUCGGGGCCUGCGCGGAAUCAAAAAUGAGGCCGCCUUCGCAGACCGUCCACACGAUUUCAGCCAGCGCGCCCGCCGAAGCGUCCGUCGGACGCAUCGGUUGAUUUGCACACAGGUCGGGGCGGGGCCAACCGGCCCUUCAGAGCCGUGGCUGGAGGCUGGCGAUGAUGGGGUGCUGCGGCCCUGCUCUCAGUACCACCCGAGGUGUGGCCCGAACCCCCUGCUGCGGGACUGGGCGAAGAAAUUCGACGACCGGCAGCAACUUGCCCGGGGCGGCUACCCGGCGUACGACCCGAUCGUGCGGCUGCGCGACGCGCUCGAUUCGCGUGUGGACGACACCGAGGCGGUGGUCCUGUGCCUCGGGAGCCUAGAAAACGUGGAGCGACUGCUGGACCUGGACGAGGACGUCUUCGCCCGGCGCGGGGGGGCGCGCGUCGCCGCGGUGCGCGCGCUCGACGAGCCGGGCGACCGCGCAAAGCGCGUCCUGAGCGCCGCGUCGUCGGGUCUGGUCGCGCGGCGCGGCGCGUGCGCCGCGGCGCUCGGGCCGUCGCUCGAGGACGCGUCUGCGCGGGAUCCGUUCCUGUGCGCCGACUCGCAAGCGGCCCUCGCGCUCGCCCAAGCGCAGCUUGCGGCGGGGCGCGCGUUCGGCGGCGACGUCGCGCUACGGGGGUUCCUCGAGAGCUCCAUCUACGCGUUCGUGGCAUGCCCGCCGCCCGGCGCGGCGCCCGAGGUCGCGCUCGACGUGCGGGAGGCGGCCGUCGACGUCGUCGACGGGGCGCUCGAAGACGUCGACGACGAGCGGCGCGGUCUCCUGUACGUGGACGUCGUCGAGGGUUGGGCCGACGCCGCGGACGCGUCGCUGGUCCGGGACGUCGUCGUCAAGACGGUCGCGGACGGGCCGUGGUGCCCCCAGGGCGCCCACAAGGCCAAGGAGCACAAACGCCAGCACCGCCCCCGCCCGCGGAGCGAAGGCCCGCGGCGCGUGCCGGGAGAGGACGAGGGCGCCAACGCCGCGACGGCCGACUACGGAGCCGUCGUCAUCACCCACCGUCACGGCUACGCUCGGCCCGGACCUAGGGCGGCGAUGUCGACGCGGCAGGUCCCCGGCGGCGGCGGCGGAACGACGAAGCCGCCGCGGCCCGCGUCGCCGCUCCUCGGGACGAGGCGACGCGUCACCGCGCCGGCGUUCCAUAAGUAGAUUUUUCUGCA
Molecule: messenger RNA, 1543 nt
Organism: Pelagomonas calceolata
Lineage: Eukaryota; Pelagophyceae; Pelagomonadales; Pelagomonadaceae
Source: the annotation of a GenBank genome assembly